AUGUCCCCAAUGGUGAUCCUUUCAUUUAUUUGCUGCUCCAAUUUGGUUAGGUGUACAUGCUGCUUGCUUCCCUUCCUACUUUACGAUAUACUUGCCGUUGGAUCGCUAACAGCGAAGCAGCAAGUCCCCAGAACCCACAAUUUACCACUGACAUUCGAGGACGGUCGCACUUUGGUUCAGUCGGGCGACUGUACCGUACUGCUUGUCGAAAGUAUGCCAGAAAACUUGACUUAUUGGGCCGGUGCACCUAAACAUGUUUCGACCCAUUUCGCAUGGAGCUUACUAUUGGAUCAAGCUUCUCACCAACUAUCCAUCGCUUCGUUUUAUUGGUCACUUCUGGCUGAUGCAGCCUUUAACCAAAGUGAUGUGAGCAAGGGUCGUGCUAUUUUCGACGCGCUGAUGAACAAAAGCGGAGAAAUAAACAUCACAAUCGCCCAAAAUGGUUCCCAAGUGAAAAAUGAAGAGCUGGAUGCACUCCAGACAAAAGGUGCUCGCGUGUUCUGGAUCGAUGUAUCUCGCCUGCUCGGUCGUGGGGUGCUCCAUACGAAACUGUGGAUUGUGGACGACAGUCAUGCCUACGUUGGUAGUGCAAACAUGGACUGGCGCUCUCUUACUGAAGUCAAGGAACUAGGCGCGCUCAUACUGAACUGCCCUGCCUUAGUGGAGGAUCUGAAAAAAAUUCAUGCUUCGUAUCUUCUGGUGUCCGACAAGUUGCCCACCAAAUGGCCGACAGAACUGAAAACCAGCCACAACAGAACUAAUCCGAUGCAGAUAACUAUAAAUGGCAUGCUUUCGAAGGUUUAUUUUUCGGCUUCACCCAAAGAAUUUAACGCGGACGGCCGAACCCAUGAUUUGGAUGCUAUUUUGUCCGCAAUCACAGAGGCAACGAAAUACAUUUACAUCUCAGUGAUGGACUACAGUUCAGAGAUUGUCUCGUACGACUGGCAUACCACUGGAAGGUAUUGGCCAGAUAUUGAUGAGGCACUACGCACUGCGGCAAUUGACCGUGGAGUGGAAGUUCGCCUGUUGAUCAGCCGUUGGCCACACACGUCUAAGUCAUCACUGAAAUAUCAGUCUUCAUUGCGAGCUCUGAACGGUGUUCAAGGGUCGACGAUCCGAAUUCGCUACUUUGUGGUACCAUCUUUCACUCCGGCUCAAAAAAUGAUCCCCCAUGCACGCGUAAACCACAACAAGUAUAUGGUGACAGAUCAAGUAGCCUAUAUUGGUACCUCGAACUGGUCAGGCGAUUACUUUUUGUUCACCGGUGGAAUCGGUUUCGUGAUUCGAGACGAAACGAAGGACAACUCGACAUACGAACACCUGCAAGACCCUGAGACCAAGUCACAGACCAUCCGAAUUCAACUGACUGAAAUAUUCCUUCGGGACUGGAACUCCGAGUAUUCCUUUGAAGAGUAA
Dicrocoelium dendriticum is the source of this 1416-nucleotide messenger RNA. The record is from the annotation of a GenBank genome assembly. NCBI's taxonomy places the organism in Eukaryota, Metazoa, Platyhelminthes, Trematoda, Plagiorchiida, Dicrocoeliidae.